UCGGGGGCAAGAACAUGACAGUGAGUCUUCCACGGGAUUCUCUGCGACGGAAAAUUCAUCUCCUUAGGCGACGUUCCUCGAGACGAAGGCGAUCAUGGCAGCCUUCGAUUCGGCCGCCGUCAAGUCUGCGAAUAUCAGACUGGAUGCGCUCGAGUGCGUCUGAUACACGUUUUCGUCACUCAAGCUCUGACUUUUGUGCCUGUCCAGAUUAGGGAAUGAGGCGGAUCUGUACAAAUACAACGGUCUGCGAUCGUCCAGCUACAGCAUAUCCAACUACAUACCCGAAUGGAUCUCAUUUGCC
This is a messenger RNA of Mycena citricolor, 301 nucleotides long. The record is from the annotation of a GenBank genome assembly. NCBI's taxonomy places the organism in Eukaryota, Fungi, Basidiomycota, Agaricomycetes, Agaricales, Mycenaceae.